GACAAUCUCCACCACUCAGAAGAUAAUGGAAAGAUCAAUUACAGCUUUCUCGUUUGCGUUGGUUGCUGCCUUAGCUUCAGCCCUAGUCCUUGUGGUUCAAGCCCAGCUAAAUCCAGGUUUCAUAAGUAUCGACUGCGGAGCACCGAAUUCAUACCCCGACUACGAGACCAAUAUAGAUUUUUUAACGGAUAAAGGAUUCAUAGAAUCUGGAGAGAGCAUGCAGAUAUCCACAAAGUUCAUCGGCCAAAAUUUCCGACAAUGGUUGAAAAAUCUAAGAAGUUUUCCUAGUGGGAUGAGAAACUGCUACACCUUGAAACCAGACAAAGGCAAGAACAACACGUACUUGAUUAGAGCAUCAUUUUGGUAUGCGGCCUAUGAUGAUAAGAACCGACCUCCCAUAUUCGACCUAUACAUCGAUGUUAAUUAUUGGGCUACGGUUGAUAGUUCUGGUAAUAACUACUACGAAAUUGUCUAUGUGGCCCAAAGGGAUGAUAUACAAGUGUGCCUCGUAAAUAUUGGCCAAGGAGUGCCCUUCAUUUCGGCAUUGGAACUUAGAACUUUGGACAAUUCUCUGUAUCAAAUUGAAUCAGGAAUUCUUAUUCUUUAUUUCAGAUAUGACGUCGGAGGCUUAAAAGCGUCCAUCAGUUACAACCAGAGGGAUUGGGGGCAAGCGCAUUUGAAAAUUUCAUUUGAUAAUUGGCAUAUGGAACAUGCUACGCGGGACAUUGCACUGGCAUCACAGGAAUUUUGUGAAAAUGUCCCACUCAGGUACCCGGAAGAUGUCUAUGAUCGCAUCUGGGAAAGACAGACCUUUAACCGGUCCAUGCUCAACCCCGGGAACGGGACGUCUGCCUCUGAAUUGUCCAUAAACAACGACGCGUAUAAGGUUCCAGGAGAAGUCCUCCUCACCGCUCAAACGGGGAAUGAUGCCACUUUUUUUCUCUCAUCAAAUAACUCGACGAAUAGAUGGAUUGGGUACUUCCAUUUUGCUGAAACACAAAGCUUGCUGAGCGGCCAGCAAAGGGAGUUCACGGUUUUUACAAGCGAUGGCCAAUUCACGGAGACAGUGAAGCUCGAGUACUUGAAGCCGGUGACUGUAAUUUCCACUCCUGUCACAGGGUCCAUGAUCAACUUCUCAUUCCAAGCACAGUCUGGACAUCCACCACCGAUCAUCAACGCCCUGGAGAUCUUUCUUAUCCGAGAACUUCCGAAUGUACCAACAGCCCUAGAUGAUGUAAAAGCUCUCACUGACACCAAGGCAGAGUAUACUAUCAAUAAAGAUAGUUGGCAAGGGGAUCCAUGUGUACCAAGAAAAUUUUCGUGGGAUGGUGUGAAUUGUAGCUAUGGAGAUAUUCCGAGGGUUAUUUCGCUAAAUCUGAGCUCUAGCAAUUUGAGGGGCAUCAUCUCUUCUUCACUAUCAAAUCUAUUGGAAUUGGAUUCCUUAGAUUUGUCCGACAAUCAACUUAUAGGAGCCAUACCGGAAGCUUUGGCAAAUCUGCCAAAGUUGAGAAUUCUAAAUCUCAGUGGAAACAAGCUUAAUGGUUCAGUUCCUGAGGCUCUUAAAAGGAGGCACGAAGACAAGACAUUGGACUUGAGUCUUAACAACAACCCCGAUCUUUGCCAGGCAAGUCCUUGCUCAAAGAAGAAGACUAAAAACUCCAUCUUGGUCCCAGUUGUUGCAUCGGUUUCAGUCGUAUUUGUAGUUAUCUGCGUGUUGAGUAUUUGGUUGAUUAGAAGGAAACAGACAGAAUCUAGUGAAAGGACACUGAGAUUAAAGAAUCGCCCUUUUACAUAUAGAGAGGUUUCAAGAAUCACCAGGAACUUUGGACGAGUGAUUGGCGAAGGUGGAUUUGGAAAGGUUUAUGUUGGUGCACUAGAUAACGGCACCGGAGUUGCAGUGAAGAUGCUCUCUGAAUCAUCAAAGCAGGGGUACAAGGAAUUUCAAGCAGAGGCGCGACUCUUAAUGAUUGUUCACCAUAGAAACUUGGUUUCUUUAUUUGGAUAUUGCAAUGAGUCUAAGCACAUGGCAUUGAUAUAUGAAUACAUGGCAAAUGGAAAUUUAAGGCAACAUUUAUCAGCCACAGGUAAAGUUAAAAUCCAUCCAACAGAGGACCAUCCGAAGGUCUUGACAUGGAGUAAGAGACUACAAAUAGCUGUGAAUGCAGCACAAGGUUUGGAUUAUUUGCAUAAUGGUUGCAAGCCACCCAUCAUCCAUAGAGACUUGAAGACUACUAACAUCUUGUUGAAUGAAGAUUUCCAAGCUAAAAUAGCUGAUUUUGGUCUGUCAAGAGCUUUUGCUACUGAAAAUGACUCUUAUGUGUCAACUUGUCCAGCUGGCACUCCCGGCUACCUCGACCCCGAGUUUCAAUCUUCUGGAAACAUAAACAAGAAGAGUGAUGUUUAUAGUUUCGGAAUCGUACUCUUUGAGUUGAUCACGGGCCGACCUCCGAUAAUGAGAAGCUGGGAUGGGCGCACCAACAUGCACAUACUUAAAUGGUUGAUUCCGAUUGUUGAAAGUGGUGAUAUACAAAGCAUUAUGGAUCCAAGGUUGCAAGGAGAAUUCGACAUCAACUCGGCUUGGAAAGUAGUGGAGAUUGCUAUGUCUUGUACACGACCAACAUCAAUUCAAAGGCCGGACAUAAAUCACGUAUUGGCAGAGCUAAAGGAGUCUUCGGUGAGCACUUCAAGUGGUUCUUUUGAAAUGACCUCCUGA
Molecule: messenger RNA, 2713 nt
Organism: Eucalyptus grandis
Lineage: Eukaryota; Viridiplantae; Streptophyta; Magnoliopsida; Myrtales; Myrtaceae
Product: senescence-induced receptor-like serine/threonine-protein kinase
Exons: 14
Coding region: 26-2713 (895 amino acids)
Biological process (GO): protein phosphorylation
Molecular function (GO): ATP binding; protein binding; protein kinase activity
Source: RefSeq, a predicted model, not a curated record